Colletotrichum godetiae is the source of this 744-nucleotide messenger RNA. RefSeq lists its product as uncharacterized. Bases 1 to 744 code for a protein of 247 amino acids. The transcript has 2 exons. Lineage: Eukaryota; Fungi; Ascomycota; Sordariomycetes; Glomerellales; Glomerellaceae. The record is from RefSeq and is a predicted model, not a curated record.
AUGCAAGCUAGCCCAAGUCUACGGCCAUGUGCAGAGCCAGCUGGUUCCUGGGUCGUGGGAAGACCCGACCAGGGCUACUUCCUCCUUGAAGACGGCGAGAGAUUUCCGUCUCUUCAGCUGGCUAAGUUUCGAAAAGCGUGUCGACUAUGGGCCAUCGUCGAAGCCAAGGACGUCGGAAAGAUCUAUCGCUGGUACGAGUUUAUCAAGCAAUGUUUUAGACGUGGACAGACUGGUCCCCCGACUAGAGGUAGCAAGCAAGACCUUCAACUUGGGACAGUGUUCAAUGGCAGCGCCGACAAAGCCAUCGGCAGGCUCUUGAAGCAAGCCGCGGCGUAUGCGAUGAUUUUCCGCACCAUGUACGUGAUAAUGACUGAUCACGCAACAUUCAUGUUCCUUGUAUUUCGCGACAUGGACAUCAGCCACGAUUCGACCGCCGCCGAUCUGUGGUACAAGGGUGUCGGCGAGACGGUUGAGGUGACGCUCGUUAGACCGCACGAAGGCGAGGAUUUCGAAGGUCCACUGGCUGGAUUCUUUGCAGAGGCACGAAAGAAGACCCCACUGGAUACUUUUUACGGAAUCAUGGAUGGAUUGGGAGAGGAGCUUUGUGGCGAGGAAGACCGUGAUCCUCCCUGCUUACCUCAAGGUGAGCGUAGGGUGAUGAGGGGAGGAGGCGUGUGGGAUGAGGUCAAGUGCCGGUUGAUUGAAGGAUCCACUCCGCCUAGGCUGGUCCCGGCGCCGAGAUAA